Paramuricea clavata is the source of this 390-nucleotide messenger RNA. The record is from the annotation of a GenBank genome assembly. NCBI's taxonomy places the organism in Eukaryota, Metazoa, Cnidaria, Anthozoa, Malacalcyonacea, Plexauridae.
AUGGCCAGGACAGAAACAAAUACUCAGUUAAGAGUAGCCAAAAAUGAGUAUUACACCAAUAAAAUUUCUUGUGAGAGCCAGAAUCCGAAAACUGCUUGGAAGACAAUUAAUAGCGGUUUAAUUGGAAAGCAAAACAGAUCUACUAAAGUGAAUGAACUAAAUAUAGAUAAUGUAAAACUAACAUACCCUGAAGACAUAGCAAAGGGUUUCAAUGAUUACUUUGCAAAUAUUGGUUAUAUAAUCAACUAUGAGUAUCUGUCGCUAAAUAACCUCUCAGAACAUCAGUUUGGUUUCCAAAAGUUUCAGUUGACUGCGUCAGCCUUACUUGAUUGUACAAACGAUUGGAAUUUAAGCAUGGAUCGAAAAUGGUUUAAUUUGGCUGUAUAUUGA